AUGGCAGGAGCAGAACAGCAGACACACGCUGGCGAAGGCGAAGACGCCUUCGGCACUCUCUUCGAUAUAUGUCUCAAGGCUUUUCUGCUGCAGCACUCAAAUCUGUUCUGGGAAGAGAGCAGCAGCAGUAGCGGCAGCAGCAGCAGCUCGUUUGAGCCCCCGCAGGAGCUGCUGCUGCGGCUUCAACAAACCACCGGAAUGUCCCUCGACUCAGACGCAGAAAGCAGCAGCAACAGCAGCAGCAGCAGCAGCAACAGCAAGGAGCAGCAGGAAGACUGGAGCCUCAAUCUCUACCGGUGUUUGCUGCUGCUGCACAAGGUGUACAGACACCUGCGGCUCAUCUCCCCCAACGAGUCUGCAGAUGAUAUUUCUUCCUCAGUCCUUAGGUUUUUGCUGCUACCGUAUUGCCUGGGCCUUAUGACCCUCGAAAGGCCCGGGCAGCUGCAGGAGCGGCCGCUGCGCCUCCGUGAGGCUCAGAUAUAUUUUUUGGAGUAUUUGCACUGCCUGGAGUCUGCUGAACUUCUCAACAAAGAAGAAAUAAAUCGCCUCGAGGCCAUUCUUGAUGCUGUAGCAAAUCCAGCAGCAGCUCCCGCUGCUGCUCCCGGGAUCGCCGAUCCCGCAGCCCGCAGGACGAAACUUGUGGAGGAAGCCAAGGCGGAGAAGCAACUGAGCAAUUCUGUUAAGGCACUGCUGUCUCAGAAGUCGGGCGGGGGAGCAUGGAGCUCUGAGGAGGAACGGCGAUUAUCUCUCUUGUUGCUGCAGUUGUGCACCAGAGAAAGCUUCAAGCAGCUUGACUUCAUUCGGCAGGAGACCCCCAUGCUGAUGAGGCUCUUAUCAAAUAACCAGGCAGCCGUUUCCCGCAGCUCUGCUCCGAAGCCCCCAGAGCCCGCUGCGUCUUCGCAGCGGCCUUGGACAGCAACUUUUAGGAACAAAGAAGAGCUUCGCAACUUCAUCCGUUCUCGAGUCUUCCAGCCUUCCCACAAUCUCCCGACAAUGAGCCUCGCGGAGUGUGCGGACAUUGAGAUGGAAAUGGAGACAAGGCAAAUUGGAGCUGCGAAGCCGAAAGUGGUGGUGGAGUUUCCCACGGGGGAGGCGCGGCAGGCGGCGAAGGAAGCAGAGGAGCUGGAAGCAAGGAAGUGGGACGACUGGAAGCAGCAGGGACAGAAGAUCUCGGUAGGGGGAAGGGACUCUAGGGCUAUUGGAGGAGUGCAGGCUGCGAGCGCAGCAACUGCUGCUGCAGCAGCAGGAGCUGCAGCAGGAGGAGCUACAGCAGCCGCACCGCCGCCUUGA
Molecule: messenger RNA, 1290 nt
Organism: Eimeria tenella
Lineage: Eukaryota; Apicomplexa; Conoidasida; Eucoccidiorida; Eimeriidae
Product: immunoglobulin-binding protein, putative
Exons: 13
Coding region: 1-1290 (429 amino acids)
Biological process (GO): regulation of dephosphorylation; regulation of signal transduction
Cellular component (GO): cytosol
Molecular function (GO): protein phosphatase 2A binding
Source: RefSeq, a predicted model, not a curated record